This is a messenger RNA of Knipowitschia caucasica, 258 nucleotides long. The record is from the annotation of a GenBank genome assembly. NCBI's taxonomy places the organism in Eukaryota, Metazoa, Chordata, Actinopteri, Gobiiformes, Gobiidae.
AUGGGUUACCACCGGGCUUCCCUGGCGCCCCCGGAGCUCCAGGCGAUGCUGGAUAUGGUACAUUGGGUGAAAAGGGUUUCCCAGGAUUCCCAGGUUCUAAAGGUCUUCCUGGAGGUCCUGGAGAACCUGGGAUUGGUUACGCAGGGACCCCCGGAUACAGAGGCGAGCCCGGAGACCCUGGUAUACCCGGUUUGCCUGGAGCACCCGGGUAUCCUGGAGAGAAAGGUCAGUGCACAGUGUGACGUCUUUGAACAGUAG